Blastomyces dermatitidis ER-3 is the source of this 1059-nucleotide messenger RNA. RefSeq lists its product as uncharacterized. The record is from RefSeq and is a predicted model, not a curated record. NCBI's taxonomy places the organism in Eukaryota, Fungi, Ascomycota, Eurotiomycetes, Onygenales, Ajellomycetaceae. The transcript is spliced from 7 exons. Gene Ontology annotation, molecular function: oxidoreductase activity, acting on NAD(P)H. Bases 1 to 1059 code for a protein of 352 amino acids.
AUGAAAGGCAUCAUUUGUGAGAAGGCCGGCGAGCCUUUCAAAAUCGUGGACAAUCUUGAUGUUCCUGAGCCAUCGGCUGACCAAAUACUGGUCAAAUCAAUCUAUAUGGCCUUGAAUCCAGUAGACGGAUUGAUGCGAUCAUUAGGCGUGCUCGUUCAGGAAUGGCCACUCGGUCUUGGAGUCGAUGUUGGAGGCGUCGUGGUAAAAGUAGGCGAAAACGCUGCCUCAAUGUUUAAAGUUGGCGAUUAUGUUUGUGGAAGCACACGCCUGGGCAAUCCGGGAUAUAAUAGUGGGCAGGAAUAUCUAUUGAUGGAUGCCAAAGUCACGAUUCCGAAGCCGAAGAACAUUUCUCUUGUGGAAGCUGCCACGAUAGGUGCUGGUCUGGAGACUGCGGGUUUAUCAGUAUUCGACUGCCUUGACGUGGAACUGCCAAAUUUGCAGGAAGUUCUUGAAGCUAAAUACGCACCUGAAAAAAAGGACGGAUGGGCUAUUGUUCAAGGUGGCGCCAGCUCUGUUGGAAAAUUCGCGGUUCAGCUCUUUAAUAUUUGUGGAUAUAAGGUGAUGGCGUCGUGUUCUGCAAGCUCUGUUCCACUCAUUAAAAGACAAGGCGCUACAGCCGUGUUUGACUAUAAGAAGCCAAUAGAGGAGCAGGUCAAAGAUGUCCUUAAUAUUACCAAAGGCAAGGUACAUCGAGUCUUUGACGCUGCGGCAUCGGGCGAUGCGUUCGCGAAAGAGCUGUUUAAAAGGCUUCCCAAAGAGGGUCCAAAGUUGUUCUGCUCGACAAACACAUGGAGUGGGAUCGCCGACUUCGAAGGGGGCAAAACAAAACUUGUUGAGCUAGGGCAGAUUGGACGGCCAUCUGCAGAACAUAUCAAUGAGAGGAUUGCUGAGUAUAUUCCAGUAUUUGUGGCAUUAUUUGAACAAGGGGGUCAAUUAUUCCCUCCCCCAUAUGAUUUGGUGGGUAAGGGCGGUUUUGAAGAUGCACUUGAGGCGCAUCAGUAUCAGCAAAAGGGUGCCGGAAAAGCGAAUAAGGUGGUAGCAAAGAUUCAGGAUGAAUAG